UGCUCAAGAUUAUUUUAUUCCUAUGCUCUUGACUUUCUCUUCCAAGGUUUAAGGAUAUCUUGCAUGAAGAAGGAGUCUGAGUUGCCUCGAACGCUUGCAUAUUGUAAAUCUUUCUUGUUCGCCAAUAAGAAGUGUCACUAGGUUUAAGGAAUAUAUUUUCUCAUACUAAUAUAUUACUUUUAUACUCAUUUUGUGGUCCUUGACUUGCCCAGCCAUGUCGAUCCUCGGUGUAGUGGUGACCUGCCUCAUCUCCACGCUCGUCUGUGAUUCUCAAGGGUCAUACAUCUUUCAGCAGAGGACUCCAGUGGAAGCAGUGGAAGGAAGCAAUGUCGUUUUAAUCUGCAGGAUGCCUUCAAUAACUUCACCGGACUUGGUGAGGUGGUACAAAGGUGAGGGUAGUCAGCGCACACACAUCUUCUCGCACCUGCCCAAAGCAGGUGACAGAAAUGAUGCUCGAGUGUCCUGGACAGGGAAGAAUCCUGGGAUUGAAUUUAGCAUCGUAAUAGAAGACGUCAAAAUCAGUGACACAGGAAAGUAUUACUGCAUUAAGUAUGCUGAUGAAAAGGGGGACACAAUCUCUGAUGAAGGACCAGGAGUCACCCUGACUGUCACAGGGUCAGCCAUCUUUCAGCAGAAGUCUCCAGUGGAAGCAGUGCAGGGAAGCAAAGCCAUUUUAAUCUGCAGGAUGCCCUCAAUAACUUCACUGGACUUGGUGAGGUGGUACAAAGGUGAGGGUAGCCAACGCACACACAUCUUCUCGCGCCUGCCCAAAGCAGGUGACAGAAAUGACGCUCGAGUGACCUGGACAAGGAAGAAUCAUGGGAUUGAAUUUAGCAUCGUAAUAGAUGGCGUCAAAAUCAGUGACACAGGAAAGUAUUACUGCAUUAAGUAUGCUGAUGAAAAGGGGGACACAAUCUCUGAAGAAGGACCAGGAGUCACCCUGACUGUCACAGGGUCAACCAUCUUUCAGCAGAAGACUCCAGUGGAAGCAGUGCAGGGAAGCAAAGCCAUUUUAAUCUGCAGGAUGUCCUUAGUAACGUCACCGGACUUGGUGAGGUGGUACAAAGGUGAGGGUAGACAACGCACACACAUCUUCUCGCGCCUGCCCAAAGCAGGUGACAGAAAUGACGCUCGAGUGUCCUGGACAAGGAAGAAUCAUGGGAUUGAAUUUAGCAUCGUAAUAGAUGGCGUCAAAAUCAGUGACACAGGAAAGUAUUACUGCAUUAAGUAUGCUGAUGAAAAGGGGGACACAAUCUCUGAAGAAGGACCAGGAGUCACCCUGACUGUCACAGGUGAGCAUUCGCAGAGUCCCGUGGAAGCAGUAGAAGCAAGUGGCCAAAUAUUAGUCUGUGUCCAUCCCAAGGAGACUUCAGAGGGACAUGUGAAAUGUUACAGCAGCCAACAAAUACAUAUCCGUACUUCAGAUGACCAAGGAAAUGAGAAGGAUAUCUCCCAAAUAGCUUGGACAGAGAAGAAUCUGAGCAGCAAUAUCACCCUCACAAUGAGAGAUGUCAGAGGCAGUGACUUGGACGAAUACUGUGAGAAAUACAAAAAGAUGUCAAAUGGCAAACCUCGAGGCUCGGACGGCCUUCUGCAAAUGACAGACGUCAACCAACCUCAGAGCUCAGUGGAAGCAGUCGAGGGUGGCGAUGUAACAUUAACCUGCAUCUUGUCCAGUGAGCUUCCACUGGGACCAAUAAAAUGGUACAAAGAGGUCGGCAGUGAGCGCACACACUUUUACUCAGCAGUCCCACACAGAGAUGAAAAGAAUGACCCUCGAGUGGCCUGGACAAUGGACAAGGUGACUGUCGACUACAGCAUCACAAUAAGAAACAUCAGAUUCAGCGACAUGGGAGAGUAUUACUGUGUGAAAUACAGAAAGGGAGAGGAAGACAAACCGUAUGCCUCAGGACCGGGGGUCACCCUGACUGUGAGGGGCGCAUAAUCUGGCAUCAGGGUGACACUGCAGUCUCCCAGCGCUCCUUUACUUUACUUCAAAUGCUAGCAAUCGGCUGUGGAAUUUAUGAUCCGACUUUAACCGACUUGUAAAGAUCAAAGUGGCUUGGGCUUCUUUACUGUGAUACACUUAUUCAAUGCAUGUGCAGUACAUAAAAAAAAAAGUUAAAAAAAUUGAGUUUUCACUAAACACAAUUUUAAUGCUUGAUGAUGAUAGAAGUUGCACUCAGAGCUUUUUGGUGUUAAUAAAU
Polypterus senegalus (gray bichir) is the source of this 2207-nucleotide messenger RNA. Its product is annotated as tyrosine-protein phosphatase non-receptor type substrate 1-like. The transcript is spliced from 6 exons. Gene Ontology annotation, cellular component: plasma membrane. The record is from RefSeq and is a predicted model, not a curated record. The coding region runs from base 215 to 1945 and encodes 576 amino acids. Lineage: Eukaryota; Metazoa; Chordata; Cladistia; Polypteriformes; Polypteridae.